Messenger RNA from Siniperca chuatsi (mandarin fish), 10736 nucleotides. It is a transcript of the gene igdcc3, whose product is annotated as immunoglobulin superfamily, DCC subclass, member 3. Gene Ontology annotation, molecular function: protein binding. The record is from RefSeq and is a predicted model, not a curated record. The transcript is spliced from 14 exons. Gene Ontology annotation, biological process: cell-cell adhesion; axon guidance. The coding region runs from base 246 to 2537 and encodes 763 amino acids. Gene Ontology annotation, cellular component: plasma membrane; axon. NCBI's taxonomy places the organism in Eukaryota, Metazoa, Chordata, Actinopteri, Centrarchiformes, Sinipercidae.
GAGGCUGUCUUUGGGAUACAGCAGAGUCAGUGAGGAGGAGAGAGAGAGCGGGAUGCUGACAGAUUCCUGAUAGAUGGUUAAAAUGGCGAAAGCUUGUUCAACCCCAGAGAGCCACCAAACUGUAGCACUGUAGGUCGGAACAUGUAGUAGCUGAAGCUGGAUAUCUUUGUGGGUUUUUUUUACCCCCGUCUAUUCACCUCACGUUGUUUUCUGAGAGUGCCGGAAUAUUUUCUAUAAGUGUUUAAAUGGCAACCGCAAGGCACCGCCGCCUUGUUCCGUGCUUUGUGGGACUACUCCUAAAUGCUUUAAUCGGUGUGAUGUGCGAAGCGGAGCUCUCCUUCACACUGGAGCCCAGUGACAUCAUCGCUGUACAGGAGCAGCCCCUCAUGCUCCACUGCCAGGUGGACGGCAUCCCCCCAAUUACGACACAGUGGAGGCACAACGGCAUGCUUUUAACUCAGGAUCAGCAUCACACCACCUUCAUCAAUGGCACCCUCCUGAUUGGUCACUUCCAGAAGACCAAAUCUGAUGGCUCAUCUGACGAGGGCGACUACGAGUGUAUGGCCCAGAAUUCUUUUGGGCUGGUGGUGAGCCGCAAGGCCCGUAUUCAGGCAGCAACCAUGGCAGACUUCCAUGUCCAACCCGAGUCGGUGCAUGCUGAGGAGUCUGGUGUGGCUAGAUUCCAGUGCCAGAUCCAUGGUCUGCCAGAGCCUGUCAUAAGCUGGGAAAAAGACAGCCACGCGGUGGACACCAUGGACGAGAGGUACACUCUUCUGCCUACAGGUGUUUUGCAGAUUACAGGAGUGCGUGAGGAGGACAGUGGAAAGUUCUGCUGUGUGGCCCAUAACAGUGCAGGAGUGAAACACAGCACUGAGGCCCUCCUCACUAUUUCAGGCUCCCAGUCAUCUGUUUACAAAGAGCCAAUGAUCCUGGUCGGUCCAGAAAACCUCACCCUCACUGUUCACCAAACCGCCAUCUUGGAGUGUGUUGCUACCGGAUACCCUCGGCCAAUCGUGUCUUGGAGCAGACUAGACGGCCGUCCCAUUGGUGUGGAGGGAAUCCAGGUACUCGGCACAGGGAACCUAAUGAUCUCAGAUGUUGGUGUGCAGCAUUCAGGGGUCUACGUGUGUGCUGCUAACAAACCAGGGACCCGUGUUCGUCGGACUGCUCAGGGACGUCUGGUGGUCCAAGCUCCAGCAGAGUUUGUUCAACCUCCGCAGUCCAUCGCUCGGCCUGUUGGCACCACCGCCAUCUUCACUUGCCAAGCACAGGGCGAGCCUGAGCCCCAGCUCACCUGGCUGAAGAACGGGCAGAUUCUGGAGCCCAGGGGACAUGUCAAACUCAGGAACAACAACAGCACACUGACGAUAUAUGGUAUUAGCCAGGAUGACGAGGCUAUCUAUCAGUGUAUCGCUGAGAACAGUGCCGGCUCCACACAGGCCAGUGCCCGCCUCACAGUUCUCUGGGCUGAUGGACUGCCCGGUGUCCCCACUCACGUGCAGGCCGAGGCCCUCUCACCCACCACCAUCCAGGUGUCCUGGAGGGAGCCUGAUCAGAACACUCAGGACAUCAUUGGUUAUGUGCUCCACAUCCGCAGGACCUCAGACCCUGCAGAGAUGGAGUAUGAGGAGGCCGUCAGUAAGGUGACGCUGCAGCAGAUCAUCAGGGACCUGGAGCCCUCCACCAGUUACACCUUCUACGUCAAGGCCUACACAUCCCACGGAGCCAGCAAACCAUCAGACAGUGCCACAGAGAGCACUCAUGGGGAGGUGCCAGCGCCUCCUUCCCUCUACACCAAGGUGGUGAACAGCAGUGUUGUACAAGCAAUGUGGGAACCUUCCCCCAAGAUGGGCCAACAUCAAGGCUUCAGACUGUUUUACAGAAGAGCCCACACACCACUGUUCACUGGUCCCAUCACCUUCCCUCGCAACUCCACACAGCACAACAUCACUCAGCUGGAUCCUGCAGUGGUCUAUGAGAUAAAGCUGCUUGCAUACAACCAACAUGGAGAUGGCAAUGCCACCGUGCGAUUUGUUUCGCUUCGGGAGGCGGUGGAGAAAUCUGUGUUGGACACCCCAUGCGACUGUGUGAAAGAUGAACAGAGUAAAACAUCCACUACAGGCAUCAUAAUCGGCAUUCACAUCGGAGUCACCUGCAUCAUCUUCUGUGUGCUCUUCCUCUUCUUCAGCUACCGCGGCAGGUUAAUGAUUUGUAAGACGGUUCAGACCACCCCCCAGGCAGGGCACAGCGUGGUGCUGGAAUCCUCUUCCUCUUCCCAGGGGGUCUCUGGGCUGAACGGGGCUGCCAGGAGAGAGAUGGAGCUCAAUGGCAGCGCAGCGGGAAAGAAAGUGGUUGACUGCAACGAGCUCGAGAGACUUUUCACGCAACCCAACACACAAGAUACAUGCAUGUCCGACUCCUACGUGCUGAACGACACCCAGCUGUCUACGAUACCGCUGGACGAGUUUGCGGUGGAGCGAGAGACACAGUUCCAGGAGUCUCCUGCAGCAGGAGCGAGUCGGCAGGACCAAGGCUAAUCAUGUAUGAAGGCCAAUUUACAUGACACUGUCCACGGUGUCCACUUAGACUCUUCUCUCACUCAGGUUGACAAGUGUUUCCUUUCAAAGUAGUUUGUCCUUUUGUGCAAAGAUUUUUUUAUUGGUAAGUUAAGAAGUUCUAGAGGAUCUAGGACUGUAUAUCGGAGUGUUUUUGGCCUGGGAUUUGGGAGAACGCUCUUCUGAUGGACAGCUGUUUCUAGCUAGGCAGGCCAGUUAAAUGUUUAUUUGUACAAUUUGGUCUUUUGUUAACUUUCUGGUGUUGGGCAACAACAGAAUAGAAGCCCCAGAAUGUCCUUGUUAUACAAUGAUGAUUUUAUUUUUAAGUUUAUAAAUAUAUAUAUAUAUACAUAUAUAUCUUUAUCACCUAUAUGUCAUAAGUGGUUAUAAGUUAUUGGUCUUAUCUCUACUUUUCUGUGGAUGUCAAAGACUCCUACUGCCUGCUCUCACCUACCAGUGAUUCCACCUUCUUGCUCACAGAAGACCUCAGCCUUUGUCCAGGGAUUCGAUAUAUUCUGUCUCAGGACUUUGUUUCAGUGAUAUCAACAUUUUUUAUGAGUUCUCGGCCUUCAUACAGGCACUAGACUUGGCUGUGUGAACCUUUCGAUUCAACAAAAACCUACCUCAGCCGGAAUGAAUGUGUUGCGGGAAGCUUUUAGGGACUUUACCUUCCCCUGUGCUCACAAUUACUUUACAUGCGGAGGAACUGAUUGGUUUGAAAAUCACAUGAUCAGGUGCCGCACUACCUCAGAUGUCAAGAAUCGUCUCUCUUCUCCUGCUUGUCGAAGAAAAACGAAAAAGCAAGUGUCCAACAUAAAGCACUUCCAAAUGCUGAAGUUAAUGUUCUACCUCAAGAUAACAAUGUUAAUGUUGUCGCUGUUGUUGUUGUUGUUUGUCUGUUUAUUGCAUAAUGAAAAACCCUCGUUUCCCCCCUCUGUUGAAUCCUGGCUUCCCCUUGCCGAUGAAUAUGGUGUUUGUAGAUAAAAUGUCAGUACCUCAUGCAAGUUGACAGACUGAUAACACUGUUUUAUGAAUUACAGUAUGUUAGGAAUAUGUAUGAAUUAUGCUGUUCCAUUAUAAGCUUUUUUUAGAUUUUCUUUCAUUCAAAGUAUCAUUAUACUUUUUUUUUUCAAACGUAGUCGCUUCAGUUGAAUGAAAAGACUGUUAGAGAUACACUGUAUUGCUAAUUACAUUUUUAGGACUAUUAACUGCUAAAUGAAAUGUGAUACAUAAUGUUCAAUUGGACAAGAGGCAAAAUAGUAUAAUAUACAGACAUCAUAUAUGUGUCUAAAAUUAGUACUGUGGUUGAAAUUUGUGUGCAUGUGUAUUUGUGUGUGUGUUUGUGUGCAGAUAUGUUUUAUUGAUUGAAUGAAUGUUUACAUACAUAUAUGAUGUAUAUAAAACAAAAAGCAUAAAUCUUAAUGUCCCGAAACAUUAUUCCACUAUUGUUGGUGUAAUGACUUAAAGGAAUAGUUUGACAUUUUGGGAAAUACGCUUAUUGGCUGUCCUGAGUUUGAUGAUACCACUCUUGUUUCUCUGUGUUUACUACUAUAAAUUGUCGUAUUUACAUUACACCCCCGCGUGUGCGCACUUCAAGUGUUUAUGCUAAGCUAAUUGGCUUAAAGGCAUUGUUUGACAUGCCGGGAAAUACGCUUAUUUUGGUGGAAAGUUAGAUGAGAAGAUCGAUACCACACUUAUGUCUGUACGGUAAAUAAGAAGCUACAGCCAGCAGACGUUAUAUCUUGUUUGUUUCAUCCAUACAUAAACUAAAGUAUAAAAACGAUAAUUUGCCGUUUUACGGGGGAUUAUGUGCCUGACUAUUUCUUGACUGGGAGCAGUGACUCCCUGGAGUCUCUGCUGGUUGACAGGCAACUACUCAGAGAUAUUUAACUAACAGAUUCAAGAGUGGUAUGGAUCUUCUCUAACUUUUUGCCAGAAGCAAAUAAGCGUAUUUCCCAAAAUGUUCACCUAUUCCUUUGAUUAAAAUUGGCAGCAGUGUAUUUCUAACCUCAUUCUGGAUAUUGUGAUGUUGUGAUAGUGCUCUUAGUGAUUUUAUUUUCACGUCACAUUAUCUGCCUCCUUUUUCAACAAAGUCGUAGAAUUUCAGACUUCUGGUGUCCAGGAGACAUGACAGGUGCUGAUAAACCACAAUUGCUGCUCAGCCUUCUCCCUCCUGUCAACACUGACUAGUUAAAGUGCUUCAGGAACACCGUGUUUAUAAUAAGACCACAGACAAAGAGCUGGGUGAGGGAGAAUGAUGGUCUUUGGGUGGCUCUACGAUAACAGGGCUUCUCUCUCCAGCUCUCUGCUCUGUGUCGUCACAUACUGUACAGGAUUUGCUCUAAUGCAUUAUGGUUACCUACCUCAAAUACAGUUUUUGGCCUUUCUCUCAGGUCUUAAUGAAGAAAACGUACAGAGUAUGAACAUUGGAGCAGAGGAUUACACACAUACAGUAUAUAUAAAUGUGUAUAUAUAUUGCUAUUGUCGACAUGCUGGACAGAAAAAGUAGACAAAAAGGGAUACAUACAGUGCACAAACACAUAAAUGGAGGGAGAACUUUUUAGGACCUUUAUCUCAUGCACUAACUAUUAAAAUGGUUCAAGUUCAUGCUUAGUUUCUAGUGGAUGUGAAUGUUUAACUUUGGUUAUCAUCAGAUUUCUUUUUAUACAUAUGUAUAUCACAAGCUUUCAACUUCUCACUGGUGUUUGUCUUAAUGUCCUCUGUAGAAAGUUUAUCUGUGAAUUAGUGAAGUAAACUGUCAAAAGUAAAGUGGAUGGCACUUUAACUCCAACAUGCACACAAAUCCACACGAUUGGUUUAUUGAUUCGCCUUUCUGGCUUCUAAACCCGAGCGUGACUCAUUAUCGUAACUAUACUGCAUUCACGUGAUAUCGUUUGUUGUUAUGAGCAGCCGAGAGGGUAAAACUGUUGAUGUCACCCUCUUAGUUGUAAUUCCAAAUCGGUGAUAUUGGCAAUUUCUGACAGCUACGUUAUCUUCCAUUUAGCGAAAAGAAGUACAAAUUUGAACUAGUAAGUAAUUUGUUCAAAACGUUGUAGAGUUGACCAUAUUCUGUUUGUUCGCCAAGCCUCUGCUGCCUCACUUGAGUAACAAGCUAAUGUUACGGUGAGACAGUGGCAUUUUGCAAAAUCAGCUUGCAUCAAAUGCUUCCUCACAUUAACUCUUAGAUAGUUUGGUGUAAUCCGUUCAGCUUGCUAGCUAGUUUCCAGCAAGCCCGCUAGCUUUCCGCAUUUUACAUUAGCAAAGAAAACAACAAUUGCCUAGUUUACUGACAGGCAACAGGGCAUGCAAUGGGUCGUAAUUGACAGGACAUUUUGAUUCCAAUUGAUUCAGCUAAUUUAAAAGGAGCUAUACACUGCUUCUAUGUAUCUGCUCUCACAUAACACAAAGUAGUUAAUUUAGGCUAUUUAAAUAGUGUGACUGAAAGGCUAGCAGUGGGGCUAGCAUCUUGGGCUAACGCCUGAACACUCUCAAAUCGGAUUAACGGGAGGUUUUCCAGUUUUUCCCAUUUUUGCGUGAAUGCAGCAUAAGUUUCAAAUAGGAUUAAUGAAAAGCUAGGAAAUCGGAAAAUAGUUUUCAAAAUGCAUAUUUCAAUUAUUUUGGCUCUAUAUGCAGUAUCACAUCUUCUGAUGUUCUACGACAUUCCACGUGAGAGUUGUACCUGUCCCCACACCAGAGAAUCACCUUCCAUCUUUGUGUGUUCUGCAAACCUGCAUUAUACAGUUUCCAUUUUAGUGAUCGUCUUAGGUACUGUAGGUAAUUUUAUGCCUUUUAAAAUGUAUUUGUUUAUGCUUAUUUGUUUGCAGAUGUUCUCCUUACAUCCAUUUCUUGUAUUUAAUUGUACACUUUGGUGUUAAUAUCAUGUUACAAGUGUUGGAAAAACAAAGAUGGUACUUGUCAAAGUAAGUGCUGCUUGUAUAUUUAUUAACUACCAAUGUGAUACUUUCUCUCUGGGGCUGCUGCAGUGUUUUUACUUGUUUUGUUCUGAGUAAUUUCACUGGGGAAACAAGUGGUGUGCUUUUCUUCCUUCCUUCCUUCCUGCCUUCCUUCCUUCCUUCCUCUGUCCCUCAGUGUAAUUUAGGGUUAAUCGCUUUCUGCAGGAAAUUGCCCACAUCUCACCCGUGGAUGUGACAGGUUUUAGUGCCAUACUGUUUAACCUGAUUAACAGGGGAAUGUGGUGCAGUGACGAUCAUGUUUACGUGAUUAGACUUUGAUAGGUCAGGUUGUCGUAUUGCUGUAUAAUAUUAUAACUUGUGUGAUUUAAUGGAGCCCUCAAAGCUGGUCUCACUGACUGACUGGUGCUUUAACUCCAUCAGCUGAAGGGACCAGAUGAUUCCUUCGCUGACAGUGAAAAAAGGGGCCUUUGUCUUGUAUAUUUUGCAGCCUUGGGAAGUGCUCUACCACCAAACUCUGCUCCUCUCAGUUAGCCAGUCUCCUUUUUUUCUUCAUUCAAGAAUCCUGACCUUUGGACAGGGAGAGUAUGUGCUCAGGGACUCUCUGAUCCUCUUGUUAUAUAUCUAUCAGCAGGCCACUCUUGGCCUUCUGGACAUGAUUUUCCUCUUUGAAUUCUGCUUUCUGCCCAGUUCAGACAGAUUUGCUGUAAGGGAUGCCUUCUUUGUUGGGCAUUUAAGUAAAUGAGAGAAAGCGUUGGCCAGAUAAUGAGUAUUUAACUGUCAUUUAUCCCCUGUUUGGCCACUCUGCUAGAAACACAACGUGUUAGAAUUCAUUCUAGAACUGAAACAAUUAGUCAAUAAACCAAUAAGGCGAUCAGCAGAAAAUUUAUUUGAAACUAUUUUGAUAAGCGAUUAAGUCAUUUUUCAAGCAAAAAUGCCAAAAAAAUAAUUAGUUCAAGCAACUAAAUUGUGAGAAUGUGCUGCUUUUAUUUAUCAUAUAUGAUAGUGAAGUGAAUGUUUUGGGUUUUAGACCAUUUUAAUAAAGUUAGCUUGAGCUGUAGGAAAUUGUGACUGUGAAAAGUUGUGAUUUUUCACUAUUUUCUGACAUUUUAUAGACCAAACAAUCGAUUCACUGAGAAAAUAAUAAUAAUCAUUAGUUGCAGCUGUAUUUUCACAUUCACACUUCUUCUUGUACCCUCAGGUUCUCACAAAGAAGGCAUCCUGAACUGGGCAUGUGCAGGAUUUGUUUUACAUUGAUUAUUAUGGUGCCAGUAUGUGGCCCUAACUGUUAACUAUACAUCUGUCUGUGCAGUUCUCUCUCUUAUUAUGCAUUAACACAGGUAACCAGAUCAAGUCAGAAGGACAAGAUAGGCUUCGAAUGGCUAGAUUGACAAUAUUUCAUUGUAUCGUGGCUGUUAAGGAUGUGAGUACAAUGCUGUAAGUCAAUGGUUGAUCUUAGUGGUGGUUUUAGGGAACCAGAAAUGUAUUCACCUGAUGCAACUAGCCUCUUCUUGAAGUAUCCUUUUACAUUACGUGGUAUCGAUCGUUGUGGCACCAAAUUACCAUACGAUAUGAUUGUGAAUUGAUUACAUUUCCGAUACACUUAUCUCUAUGGUGUUCUGCUCUGAGACCCCGAUGACUGUGCAUGUCAUAUAACGCUGAGUUUAGUCAAAUGGUGAUUUAAUGUAAUUGUGCUUUAAUGUUUGAGAUCAGUAUUUUAUAUACGUCUGUCAAGAAAGCAGAUUGAAUCCAAUGUGUUUAAAGGUAGUAGGCAGAGAAAAACCUACAGUAGCGCUGCAUGAGAAACGAAAAAAUGUGUUAGUUAAUCAUUAUGGGACUUGUGAUGGUAACACUGUAAUAUUUAGCUGGUUAAUGGCAAAAUAAUGUUGCGAUCUCAAUGUGGUGCUUUUGAUGGUCCUGUCUCACAUUGUCAAUCAGUUUUGAUGGUUUGUAUUGAUGAAAAUAGGUUGAGUGACCUUUUCAGUUGACAAAUCUAACUCUGUCUUGCCCUCGCUGAUGCCUGAUGAUCACCUCAUUCUCAUCCUGUUCCCACCAGUCAUCCUCACAUGUGUGACUCGGGGUACACCUUUAAAGUGAAAAGUUGUCUUCAUUUUCCUUCACAAACCAUCUUUGCUUGAGGAGAAUGUCUGUUCUGUAUUGACGUUGUCAACACGAUCUAAAGCCGUUUGGUCAUCCUUCAUUUGGCCACUGAAAUAAGAAAAGAGCUCCUGAGUGGACUCUACUCUGCAGGUGACUGACCCCCCACACCUGUCCUGUGAAAUUAACAUCACACUUGAAAGUCAGUAACAAGUUCUUAGUAAAAACAUCAUCAUUUCAGCCUGCUUACAGAGACAUGCAUUAUAUAAUCAUCAUGUAUAGAACACCACAUAGCAGAUUUGCUUUGCAGUUAUGUUUAUGAUUCACAGUCUAAGCUUCAGUCCUGUAACACUGCAGGCAAGAGUAUUAAGUCUUAAACGGAAAAUUAUGGCAAUAAAUUGUUGCCAUGUAAAACCAUGUAGGCUUAAGAAUAUGUGACCCUCUUCUGCCCAGUGUUGCUGGUUUGCAUCAAGAAUUUUACUCAUAUGCAUAAAGCAUAAGAACUGAUGUGAGAUUAGUUUUAAUCGAACUUUGUUUUAUUGUCCUAGCCAAGAAUUUGAAGUUUCCACACCUUGUUGCCAUCUCCAGUGGCAAGAGGUGAUAAGAAAAGUUGGAUUUGUACAAGGUUGUUUACAAGCCAUAGUUUAUUUAAUCUGCAACUGCAAAAUGUAAGACUCACCCACAAGUUGACGUUUAAUCUCCAUUACUGGAUUUAAAGCCCCUGAAAACUUGGUUUCAGAGCAGAAACAUUUCUCUACAACAUUAAAUGUUUAUGACAAAUAAGAAACAAUCAAAGUUAAAGUUCAGGAAAAAAAAGAGUAUAACAGUCAAAACUGCUAAUCUGCUUCAUCAGGACAGAUUUGAUUGACAGCUGUCUGGCAAAAUAACCAGAAAACCCCACAACCAUCAUCCGAUCAGGAUUCGCUAAUUAGUGAACGGACGUACAUAACAUCAUCUUUUUCCAACUGAGCCUACUUUAAAUGAGGAGAGCAAAAACAGAAACGCAAAUGCAGAAAUCUCUUAUGUGAAAUCACCAAAACUGUUGUUUUCAUGUAGGACCCCUGUUGCUCAUUUUAAGAAGUCUUCAGGACCUUUAAACUUUCGAUUCUGAUGCAUGAAAAUACAAACACAUGGUGAAAAGCAUUGUAGUCAGUGUGCCGGCUCAGUUUUUAACUUUAUUGGCCAGGACUCCACCAAAGAAAACCAGGCUGUUUUUAUGUUUACCAUUCUCUUACCCAUACAGAUCGAUAUAUUAAGAAUGUAUAACAAAAACAUUAUAGAUACUAUUUUUAGGUCCUGGUUAAGCUGAAAUAAUGAGCAGGACAAUAAUUUUAUCAUGCACACACGACUUGACCUCAAGCACAACGUUUGGGUAUUUUUUAGAAAUUAAAAAUCACCAACAAACUAUAUAUAAAACACUUUUUCAUGAAUGGCUUUUAUUUACUCAGUCUUUUCUUUUCCAGAGAAACAUUUACUUGCUUUUAUACUGAAAGAACUGCUGUCUUCUUUUCCAGUUUAUGGUGUAAAGCUCAGUAGAAUAUCUGACAACAACAAAGGGCAAGAGAAGGGAAAGAGUUGCUUUUCCUGGUACCAUAGUUAAUUAAAAACGAGUACAAUUCUAUUUGAUCAAUGCAGUUCUAUUUUUCUUCUGUUUUAUCCUACAGGGUUCAAAUGUGGUGCCAACCUGAAACCAAAAACCAUAUGCUUAACCAGUUGUGUAAACUACUUGUUUAAUGUCACAAAAUAAGCCUCAUUUGUAUUGUUACCUGCGUUUGAUUAAUUGAUCAACCUUUUGGAUGGAACAAAGGGAGCACACAUCUGUAAAGUCAGCCCAUGAUCACACAUCUGCUGAGGUCACUGCCCCUGUCUGCUUUCACUGUUUCUCCCACAGUUUAAUUCAGGUCAAUAAGAGAUGAUUUAAUAAGCGGUCUCAGAGCAUUGUCAGGGAUCACUACUGUAUGUUUCCACAGUUAUGUUUCUACACUCUUUCUAGACCAAGGUGUUGCAAUUAUAAAUCUGUAUACAUGUCCACAUAUACAGUAUGUACUGUAUGUGUGUAUGUAUGUGUGUAAAAAGACCAUUUUUAGUGGUUUGUAUUGUUUUAGGGUUCAUUGUGCAAAACUGAAGAAAAAAACAAUAACAGUGAUAAUAAACUAGCUCUAGUAAUAAUAAA